Molecule: messenger RNA, 1477 nt
Organism: Diatraea saccharalis (sugarcane borer)
Lineage: Eukaryota; Metazoa; Arthropoda; Insecta; Lepidoptera; Crambidae
Source: the annotation of a GenBank genome assembly
CUUUCAUUCAUUCAUCAUUCGCCUAAAUGGAAUAUGGCGGUGCUCAGCAGGAUGUGCAUAAAUUUUUAAUUUUGCUUGAUUUGAAACAAUUUGCGGACUACUAGAUAUUGUUUUUAUAUUCAUUGUUAAUUGGUUUUUGUGCAAAGUUUAAGAUUGUGUGAAACUUUUGUCCCUCGCGAGGGGAUCGUUAUCUGGACUUUAAUUUUGAGAUGAAAAUUAUUACUUCAUUGGUGGUGUAAAAAUAAUUGUGACAAAUAUAUCAGCUUAACCAGCACGGCGUGGAGGCCAUGGCUACGCUCAUCCAAGAGAACGGCAUCAAGGAGUUGAGCAAUGGCAUAUCCACGCACAGCGUCGCCAGUCACAUGGUGCCCGACCACGAGUACUGCGAGGCGGGCGCGGCCAGCGUGCCACAGGGCUGCUCCGCCGCCGCGCCCGCCGACUUAGCGCCGCCCAUAGCCGCUGAAGAGGAAGAGGACACGCCCGAAAUAGACAUAAUGAUAAACAAUGUUGUGUGCAGUUUUAGUGUUAAGUGCCACCUGAACUUGAGACAGAUAGCUUUGAACGGUGUUAACGUAGAGUUCCGCCGCGAGAACGGAAUGGUAACCAUGAAGCUGCGACGCCCGUACACCACCGCCUCGAUAUGGUCCUCGGGGCGUGUGACUUGCACGGGCGCCACAAGCGAAGAUCAGGCGAAGAUAGCGGCGCGCCGGUACGCACGUGCGCUACAGAAGCUGGGCUUCCAGGUCCGCUUCCAGAACUUCCGAGUAGUCAACGUAUUAGGAACAUGUCGGAUGCCGUUUGGCAUUCGCAUAAUUGCAUUCUCCAAUAAAUACAAAGAGGCAGAUUAUGAACCAGAGCUGCAUCCUGGUGUUACUUAUAAAUUAUAUAAUCCUAAAGCCACACUGAAAAUAUUUUCCACCGGUGGUGUUACUAUCACAGCUCGGAGCGUGAGCGACGUGCAGUCCGCGGUGGAGCGCAUCUUCCCGCUCGUGUACGAGUUCCGUAAGCCGCGCACGGCCGCGGACGAGGAGCUGCUGCGGCAGAAGCGCGCGGCCCGCGCCGGCGCGCCGCCCCCGCGCGCCGCCCCCGCCGCCCCCGCCGCGCCCCCCGCGCCCGACCUCAUGCAGCUGGUGACGCUGUCCGACGACGACGCCGACGCCGACGCCGACGCCUGGGAGUGACCCGGCCGCGGCUGCAGCCCGCGCGCCCGCGCCCCCGCGCUACCCCCUCGUAGUGAUACACCAUACGGCGAAAUGUAGACGCCGAGAAUAGUGCGUGCACCCCGUCCCGGGAUAUAAAUCGUCCGUGAACAGUGGCCUGAUUGUCUUGUUUUAAAAUCUUUCGCGAUCACUUUUAAUUUGACAUUUGAAAGAUAUUUACCAACUUCACGCUACAAUUAUUUUGACAUGUGAUAGCGAUUGCAAUCGCGACGUUUUUUAAAACUAUUAAAUGAACGAUAACGUUAUUUGACGUUAAU